UGUAUUUUAUACAGAAAAUUAAAAUGAAACUCUUAAAGAAAUGUUGCUUCUGCGUAGAUCUGCGUUGCGGUUCUUUUAUCAUCUAUGUCUUUGAGUUCAUGUUAUCAUUUUACGCCAUUUGCCUGGGUCAAUGGUCUUCUGGAAAUAAGUUCUUGAUAGUGAGUCGCUUGGGUGGCAUGAUAUAUCUGAUUGGCAAUGUGUUUCUGCUGAUGGGCAUAAUUUAUAAAUCGCCAAACUUUCUCUUGGUUUAUUUGAUAUCAAGUGGCAUACAUCUGGGGACCAGCCUUAUAUAUUUUAUUAUAUUGGCUGCAACAUGUAAUUUCUGCGUCUAUUUAGUUUCCUUCAUACUACUUACAAUGGGUAUGUAUGACUUACUUUUGGGUUGUGGUUUAUUCAUAUCGAGACAGAUGCAAAUGGGAACGUUCAAUAAAUUAUGACGGAGGAGCUAAACAUUAGCAUAUA
This is a messenger RNA of Drosophila arizonae, 462 nucleotides long. RefSeq lists its product as uncharacterized. The record is from RefSeq and is a predicted model, not a curated record. Lineage: Eukaryota; Metazoa; Arthropoda; Insecta; Diptera; Drosophilidae.